GCGGAACAGCCACAAGUGGCUGUUGAUGUGGGAAAGUUGAUAUCGGAAGUUACGAUGAAGGCGCUUCCGGUUGGCUCCGGAUCUUCCUUCAAAGUUCCUCCGGUCCGCUCCGGCUGAGUCUUGGGCGUUAAAGUCAUGGACGUGAAGAACUCUGGCAUAGUUACUCCCAAAAGAACUGUCUUAUCUGUCAGUGCAAGAAAAAUUAAGGACAAUGCUGCAGAUUGGCACAAUUUAUUAUUGAAAUGGGAGACUCUCAACAACGUGGGGUUUUCUGUUGCAAACAAAAUAGGAAACAUCAAAAUCAGUGCACUUACUGAAGACAAGGUAGAACUAGAAUGCAACAGUUUUGUGUCUGGCUUUCAUUCUCAAAAGGUACAUCCCAAAUAUAAUGAAGAACUUGAAAUGUUGUGCAAGGAACUUCAUGACACCUUGGAAAACUUGGCUAAGGUACAGGUAAAAAUGGAAAAGUUAACAUCAACCACUAAAGGAAUUUGUAAUCUAGAAAAUUAUCAUCGUGGAAAUGGAAAUUAUCAAACACCUCUUUUCCAUACAUGGCCCACAACCUACUUUUAUGAAGUUUCCCAUAAGCUUUCAGAAAUGUAUAAGAAGGAAAUACUCCUCAAACGCACCAUUGUUGAAGAGCUCGCUCAUGCUACAAACCAGGAUCUCAUCUUAAGCUACUUAUCUAUGUGGUUGUACCAGCCCUAUGUUGAGAACAGCAGGCUUGAUGUGGAAAGUAUGCUACUUGAAACUGGACAUCGAGCAUUAUAAUUUUUCCAAAACUAAUUCAUUUUUAAGCCUGAACUCCAAAUACCAGAAUGAACUUUUCUUUACAGUUCUUAUGGUAUAGGCCCAUUGUCGCCUCAUACAUUUCUUCCAAGGUCACAGCUCUCCUCCUUUUCUCACUUUCAGAAUGAGGUGCUUUGAUUCCAUCUUAUGAAGACCAGUCUAGUAGUAACUUUUAAAGCUGAUGCUAGUCAUCCAUUCAGUACCUACUAUCAAAAUACGACCCUCCUUAUUUGACAAACACUACUAGCAAAACUGCUAUGUUUGGCAGAAAAUGUUUAGAUCAGCACUUAACAUAUUUCCACAAUAUAUCACAAAUAGAUUUUCAAUCUGCUUUAAAAAAAAAAUUACACCCACACAAGGGGGUGAAAUCAGCAGCAUGAAAGGAGGUACUUUUCACAGUUAUAAGAAUUCUAAACCAAAGGAUAGAGGUGUUCAUAAAAGAUAACAUCUUAAAUUUCAUAUUAAAAUUGUGUCAAGAUAAUGGAAUGUUUCCCCCCAAAACUGGGGGGACAGAUUAGAAUCCACAUUUAGAAUUUUUAAAUACACAAAAUUAAAACACAUUUGCAGAAACAAAACCAGAGAAACUAGAUCAGGAAAAAUAGUUUAAUCAAAUAACUCAGAAUAAAAUCUGUUAUAGGAAAUAGAUACAAAAAUAUGAUACUAAGAACCAUUUCUUAGCUUAGUGUUCAAAAAGAUAGGAAUAAAUGAACUUCAGAUUUAAGAAAUGCAAUUAACAAACAAAAUAUUACAGCAAUCACUAAGAGAAAUGGACAUUUUAACAACACUAGUUUCACUUCACAUUAAAUUGGACUCAAUUCAUACUGUUGGUAAAAUUCAAACAAUUUGGAACUUUUCAAAAAAAGUCACUAAACUAUUUGAACCCUUUGACCUGGCAGUCCAUCUGCUACAAGGCAUAUAACAACAUGAGGUCAAAGAGAGAUUGCGAGCCCCAUGUUACUAAUAGCACUUUUUAGGGAAGAAACAACAAAUUUGAAUUAUUCAGAAAAACUGGGGAUGAUUUGUAUAAAUUUACAGAGAAUGGAAAAAGCAGAUUCAAGAGGUAUUUCAUGAAAAGAAAAUGGUAAACAAUCAGAAGACUGAAGAUGAAAUGUUUUUUCUUUCAGUAGAAGGUUGAAAGGGUUUUGGGGGGUGGGAUGGGAUGGAUGUGUCAGUUUCACUUCACUUUUUAUUGUGAAGGGGGUGGGUGCAGAGAUAUGUGUACAAAUGCUGUUGUUUUUUUUUAAAAACAAUACAUCAGUUCUUUUUCAGACAUUUGUAAUUGCUCAGUAUCCAACUCAAUUUUCAAGUCCUCAUCUCGGACCAUUGGUAAAUCACAGCUAAGAAGCUCUAUAAUGAAUGCAGCUUUAGAAUUCUGAGUUUUCUUCCUACACUACCUACUUACUAUCUCUCACAGACUAACUGUAAAUGUCAAAUAACCAUGGUCCAUAGUAGGUACAUAAUGCUUAACUGAUUUAUUAUGUGAAUAAUAAAUGGAAAGCUCUGUAA
Messenger RNA from Dromiciops gliroides (monito del monte), 2295 nucleotides. It is a transcript of the gene CINP, whose product is annotated as cyclin dependent kinase 2 interacting protein. The coding region runs from base 136 to 771 and encodes 211 amino acids. The transcript is spliced from 5 exons. NCBI's taxonomy places the organism in Eukaryota, Metazoa, Chordata, Mammalia, Microbiotheria, Microbiotheriidae. The record is from RefSeq and is a predicted model, not a curated record.